Messenger RNA from Musa acuminata AAA Group (dessert banana), 601 nucleotides. RefSeq names its product protein TIFY 5A-like. The record is from RefSeq and is a predicted model, not a curated record. Bases 97 to 483 code for a protein of 128 amino acids. The transcript has 3 exons. Lineage: Eukaryota; Viridiplantae; Streptophyta; Magnoliopsida; Zingiberales; Musaceae. Gene Ontology annotation, cellular component: nucleus. Gene Ontology annotation, biological process: regulation of defense response; regulation of jasmonic acid mediated signaling pathway; response to wounding.
CCCCCUCGGCAUCUGCUUCGUCUGAUCACCAACCAACCGUAUUUCUAAAGACCAAGGAAGGAGGAGAAGGAAGGAAGGAAGAGGAAGACACGAGACAUGAUGGGAGUUGGCUGUAAUCCUAUCGACCUUCGACUUCGUCUCGGCAGCAGCAGCAGCAGUGUGGAGGAAUCGUUUGGGAAUUCAGGAGAAACCCAGCAGCAGCAGCAGCAGAUCACAAUCUUCUACGAUGGUCGGAUUUGUACCUGCCAAGUAACGGAGAUGGAGGCAAGAAACAUCAUCUCCAUGGCCGAGAGAGAGAUGGAUGACCAGAUGAGGAAGAAGAACGAGCAAUCUUCUCUUCUUUCUCCACAGCAGAAGCCAGACAGUGCCGAGCUCUCAAUGAUUCGAUCACUGCAGCAGUUCCUUCAGAACAGGAAGUCUAGACAAAGUGCACUCCCUCCUUACAACCACAGACUGCAUCCAAUGUUCCCUGUUAAGUCAUAGCAAGCAUACUAUUGGUUUUGAGUUCAUUUCAUGAGCAAAUUAGACAUCCGCACACUGUCGAUAGGCUAUUUGUGAAUAUAACUUGUAUGCAAAUGAUGGAAAAAUCACAGUUCAAACA